AUGGAGGCCCGCAACCAGGCCUUCGUGGAGAGAUUCUGCGCCAGCAUAUUGAGUGAGCAGCAGCUAGCCCAGCUGUCGCUGGACCCGGCAGAGCGACAAGAGGUGCAGCAGCGCGUGGCGCAGCAAGCAGAGGCCAGCACGCAGGCGGCUACGCUCGCCGCUGAGGCUUCCCGGCAGGCGCAGCACUACGAGGCGGAGGCCCGUCUGGUGCAAGAGGUGCUGGAGGUCGCUGGGCUUCCCCUGGACAGCCUGUCCGCGCGCGCGCAGCUCUGCGCCUCGCUGAUCGCGGGCGUGUGCGGUGCGCUCGGGCUGGCGCGGCCGGGCCUGCCAGAGGUGCUCGCCGCGUGGGCGCAAGUGAAGCUCAGGGAGAGCAGGGCGGUGGUGCUGCAGGCCAAACUUAAGCAGCACUCUGCGGAGGUCGAGCGGGAUGCGUCGCGGGCGCGCGCACGCCUGCAGCAGCUGCAGGCCGCGCUUGCCAAAGUGCAACACCAACAGCACGCGGCGGAGCGGCGGGCGCGCGCGGAGGGGCAGCAGGUGGCUGAGCUGGAGGCUAAGCAGCAGGAGUAUGGGAAGACCCUGGAGAAGUGCGCCCGCAAGCUUGCCGCAAACGGUGCCGUGCCAGAGAUCCACCACUCCACGCUUGUGGAGAAGCGCGCCGCGCUACAGGAGCUCCAGGCACGCGCGGCCGACCUGCAGCAGCAGCUGGCGUCGUACCACAGCCUGCCGCCGAGCGCGCUGGGCGCGGGCAUGAUGCUGCAGCAGGCGCGGGAGCGGCUGAGGGCGGCGCAGGAGCGGCUUGAGUCCGGGCUGGCGGAUUUGUAG
This is a messenger RNA of Monoraphidium neglectum, 822 nucleotides long. RefSeq lists its product as hypothetical. Gene Ontology annotation, cellular component: cytosol; HAUS complex. Gene Ontology annotation, biological process: spindle assembly. The record is from RefSeq and is a predicted model, not a curated record. The transcript has 4 exons. Lineage: Eukaryota; Viridiplantae; Chlorophyta; Chlorophyceae; Sphaeropleales; Selenastraceae. The coding region runs from base 1 to 822 and encodes 273 amino acids.